ACUAUAAAGAAAGAAAAGGCGAGGGGAACGGAGAGAGAGAAAGAGAGAGCGAGAAAGGAAUCGAAUUUGGAGAAGAGGGGGGGAUUUGUUUGUUCGAUAUUGGGAUCGGCGACGAGGGAGAUGGCGGAGAUGGGGCGGAAACUUGCGGGGAGAUCGGGGGAGAAGUCCAACUUUGCGGUUACUUGCAGUCUUCUGAGGCAGUACAUCAAGGAGAAGGGGAGCAUCGCCGAUCUCGGUCUUGGGAUCGCUCCUCGCCCUCAAGAAACCGCCAAAGGCAACACUGAGACGUUUCGGCCGCCGACCACGAUGAGCUUCUUGCCGGGCGCCGACGUUUCGGCCGGCGACGACGACGUUUCCCGAGGAAACGCCAUGGACCUGUUUCCCCAGCGCGCCGUGUUCGGCGACGAGCCCCGCAAGACAUCGGAUGUCAGGGAACGAGAGAAGGCCCAGUUGACCAUCUUUUAUGGCGGCAAGGUGCUGGUGUUCAACAAUUUUCCGGCCGAGAAGGCCAAGGAUCUGAUGCAGAUAGCAAGCAAGGGGACCUCCAAUGCCCAAAAUUCUGCCCAUGUCCCCUCUUCCACUAAAGCUGCCGCAGCGGUGGAGCACACAAAUGGUCUCUCUAAUGAAACUCCUGUGUCAGCGUCCACCCCUGCUAACCCUUCAGUGAUGGCUCAAGGCCAUGUUCAAAAGCCAGCCCAGCCUAAUGCUUCCAAUCUCCCCAUAGCAAGAAGGGCAUCUCUCCAUCGAUUCCUUGAGAAAAGAAAGGAUCGGAUCCACGCCAACGUACCAUAUCAAGUAAAUGGCUCUUCGGAAAUGGUUGCUCCUGUCAAACAGGAGAGCCAGCCAUGGCUUGGUUUGGGUUCACAGAUCUCAAAAGUCAACCCAAGCUUAAACUCGGAGUCCAGCAGAUAAGAUUUGGCGAUCCAUGAUUGCUUACUGAGCUUAGCCCAAUAUAUGUUCCAUCCUGCUUGCUUAACUAAUAUCAGAUCUUGAAUUCUUGAGAGGGAUCCUGACAGGUGACGCAGCCUACUGCACGGGUCUAACAUUUGUAUUCUGGAGGACAUUAGGGUUUUGGUCUGCUUUUCAUUUUGGAAGAUAUUAUGUUGUUGCCAUCGACGAGUUAGAGUUGAGAAUUCUUCCUUUUGUUAACAGAUGGCAGCUCAUGGCUGCGGUGCAGAUGCAAGAAUGAAAAGAAACACACACACAUAUAUCUAUAUGUAUGUAUGUAUGUAUUCAUGUCUUUCUCUUGGAGACUUUUAUAGAAUGACUUGUUUCGAUCUUUAUAGUUGCCAAUGUUGUUUUUUAUA
This is a messenger RNA of Phoenix dactylifera (date palm), 1307 nucleotides long. Its product is annotated as protein TIFY 10a-like. Gene Ontology annotation, biological process: regulation of defense response; regulation of jasmonic acid mediated signaling pathway; response to wounding. The record is from RefSeq and is a predicted model, not a curated record. Gene Ontology annotation, cellular component: nucleus. Lineage: Eukaryota; Viridiplantae; Streptophyta; Magnoliopsida; Arecales; Arecaceae.